This is a messenger RNA of Penicillium salamii, 1053 nucleotides long. Lineage: Eukaryota; Fungi; Ascomycota; Eurotiomycetes; Eurotiales; Aspergillaceae. The record is from the annotation of a GenBank genome assembly.
AUGUGUCUUAGUCAUCGCGAAGUCGCCGAAGCAAUGGUGGCGUGGGUCAAACUAUUGUCGAGAAACUAUUGGAGUCUCAAUUCGACAUGGUCGUUUUAUCCCGCUCGGUAUGUUCCGGAUGUUCUGAAUAUUCUGGAUCCCGACCAUCGAGCGCGUACUCAUCCCCGUCAGGCAAAGCAGGACGAUACAUCGAGCAGGGUUCGGAAUGUGCAAAUUAAGUACGACGACAUUGCCUCUAUGACACAGGAGUUGGAGCGACACAACAUCCACACCUUAAUAUCCGCUAUUGGUCUUGUUUCGGAAGAGACAAGCCAGUCUCAGCUGAACUUGAUCGAGGCUGCAGACAGGUCUGCGUCCACGAAACGGUUUAUUCCAAGUGAAUACUCAUUCAUCCAAACGUCCGAGUAUGUGGAAGUUUCGGAAAAUGUCCAUUACGUGCUAACAGUGUAUCAUAGCCUAUUGUCAAUUGACCCCAGUAUCCAAUGGUGGCUGGAUGCUGCGGAACGUCUCAAGACAAGUAGUCUGCAAUAUACCAGGGUCAUCCCGGGAUUUUUCAUGGACUACUGGGGAAUGCCAAAAGUCAAAACACAUCUGCAGCCAUUCACUUUUGGAAUUGACAUUGCGAGUGGCACGGCUGCCAUCCCGGGAGAUGGCAACAACGUGAUCUGUAUGACAUAUACAUAUGAUCUGGCCACGUAUUUGGUCAAAGCCCUGGAUCUUGACGAGUGGCCUGAGUUUAGCAUCUUUGUCGGUGAUGAGGUUACUUAUAACCAAAUACUUGGCAUGGCCGAGGAAUUCACUGGCAAGAAAUUUAAGAUCACAUACGAUAGCCUGGAGCAAAUCCAGGCUGGGAAUGUCACAAUACCUACCCAGCCAGAGGGCGUGGACUCUUCUUCAGAUGAUCUGAAAGAGAUCACUGCACUGGUGAGUAGAUUGACUGUUAACAAUGUGUUCGACCUGCCGAAGGAUCGUUUGAGUGAUCAGUUCUCCGAGGUGAAGCCACUCACCGUGAGAGAAUUCCUACACAAUGCUUGGUAUCAAAGCAAAGCAUGA